AUGAGUGUGGAAGUCAACUCUGCAGAGGAUAGCAUCUCAAAGCAACAAACACACGCUGAAGAGCUAAUUUCAUCACUGCCACUUGUUAGAUACCUUCGGUCUUGUCCAUCCACGACUGAGAGCGGCUUUGACACAGGAUAUAAGGAGUUUCGCCUGCACAGCAACAAGCGCCCAGACACAUUCUCAAGACACCUCGUUGCAGGCUCACUAUUCGGUGAACAAAAACUACCUAUAUAUCCAAGGUUAUUUAUGCAAAAGGAUCCAAAGCCACGAAUCGUUGCUCUGUUUUACAUUGGCAGCCACCUUUGUGGCCAUCCGGGAUAUGUCCAUGGUGGUCUACCAUUCGUGCUCUUCGAUGAUAUCUUCGCUCUCUGUGCCGGCAUGGGCUUCAACAGCGGCGUUGCGAUGACGGCAAAUAUGAACAUCAACUUUCGGAAGCCCUGUCUUCCAGAGAGUCUGUGCAUAAUUCGCGCGGAAGUAGUCAAGCAGCAAGGCCGCAAGGCCUGGGUUGAAGGCUCAAUACGAAGCUUCGAUCAGUUCAGUACUGGAGAUAUGAGUGCUCUUGCAAUGGCAAAGGACGCUGGUUUGAGUACGGAAGAGUUGAACGCAGCGCUUGUAGCUGAGGCGACCUCAGUGUUUGUAGAGCCCAAGUUUGCAGACUCGAUGAUUUCACUUUUGGGCACCCAUUAG
Pochonia chlamydosporia 170 is the source of this 690-nucleotide messenger RNA. Its product is annotated as thioesterase family protein. The record is from RefSeq and is a predicted model, not a curated record. Lineage: Eukaryota; Fungi; Ascomycota; Sordariomycetes; Hypocreales; Clavicipitaceae. The transcript is spliced from 2 exons. Bases 1 to 690 code for a protein of 229 amino acids.